Messenger RNA from Zingiber officinale, 1405 nucleotides. Its product is annotated as NAC domain-containing protein 26-like. NCBI's taxonomy places the organism in Eukaryota, Viridiplantae, Streptophyta, Magnoliopsida, Zingiberales, Zingiberaceae. The record is from RefSeq and is a predicted model, not a curated record. The transcript is spliced from 3 exons. Bases 6 to 1142 code for a protein of 378 amino acids. Gene Ontology annotation, biological process: regulation of DNA-templated transcription. Gene Ontology annotation, molecular function: DNA binding.
GUUCUAUGGAUCAGAGUGAGAUGGAGAGGGGAGAUGAGAUUGUGAUGCCUGGUUUCAGGUUUCACCCGACUGAUGAGGAACUGGUGGGGUUCUACUUGAAGAGAAAGAUUCAGCAGAAAUCUCUACCUAUUGAACUCAUCAGACAACUUGACAUCUACAAGUAUGAUCCAUGGGAUCUUCCAAAGUUGGCAACGACGGGGGAGAAGGAAUGGUACUUCUACUGCCCGCGGGACCGCAAGUACAAGAACAGCGCCCGGCCCAACAGAGUGACGGGGGCCGGAUUUUGGAAGGCCACCGGCACCGACCGGCCUAUCUACUCGUCGGAGGGAACCCGAUGCAUCGGCCUCAAGAAAUCCCUUGUUUUCUACCGCGGCAGGGCCGCCAAGGGGGUCAAGACCGACUGGAUGAUGCACGAGUUCCGGCUGCCGGCGCUCCUCUGCGCGUCGCCGUCGCCGUCGCCCAGGAGGCCCUCCGAGAAGCACGUACCCGUCAAUGAGGCGUGGGCGAUUUGUAAGAUCUUCAAGAAGAGCAAUUCCAUGGCACAGAGAGCGCUCGCGCAUCCCUGGAUGCCCCUGGUCGCCGCCGAGCCUCACGGAGAAGACCUGUUCUCGAUCUCAAAGAUGCCUUCUUGCCCUGCGGAAUCCGGCUCCGCCAUUCAAUUUGCUUGGAACAAGCAGCAGCAGGUGCAGCAGCAGCAGCAGGAGAGUUCCAUGGGCUACCAUCUUGAUUUUGAAUCCAUUUCCUACAAGCACAGCAAUCUCAUCAACUUCACCCCAUCUCCUCUUCCUAUUUCAAGUGCAGAAAUCACAGCCCCCAACUUCCUCUUCUCCUCGGAAGAAAUCCAAUCACCAGCCUUGAUAAACUUGGACUCAGGCCACCACCAGCAUCUGCAUCAGCACAGCCAAACCUCAGUGGAUUUGCCCAUGAAGUUCACUCCAAGUUUAGAAGCUGCAGAAUCCAUUUGCAAUCUCAGCGGCAUCGAGUGUGGAGGAGAAGCGAAAGGUCUCAGCUUUCCUUUCAGCCUGCCGCCGAACGUUGACAGUGAGUGGAAGCCUAGUUCGGCAUGGGAGUACGCUUCUCCUCCAUCGUAUUCCUCUGAGAUUUCUCCAGAUAAUUUUCCAUCUCCAAACAAUUAUCCAUGAGUAAAUAUAGAAAAUAUUGAAAAGGCAGCGUCAUCUGUUAGCAUUCCUGUUAACGAUUGCCCAUGAUCGUUGUACAGUGUAAAUGUAGCAAAUGCAUGUUAACAGCAAAGCUAACAGAGCAGGAAGGCAUCACAUGUAUUCGUAUAUCGUGUAUUGAUUAACCAGUGAAAUAUUUACGUAAAAUAAAAUUCACGUAUUGCUUAUUCUGAAUUGUUUCAUUGCAACCUAUACACAGUUAUAACAAAGUUUAGGCCACUUCUCCA